Microstroma glucosiphilum is the source of this 1650-nucleotide messenger RNA. RefSeq names its product putative NADH dehydrogenase 49K chain. Lineage: Eukaryota; Fungi; Basidiomycota; Exobasidiomycetes; Microstromatales; Microstromataceae. Gene Ontology annotation, biological process: mitochondrial electron transport, NADH to ubiquinone. The transcript has 3 exons. Gene Ontology annotation, molecular function: quinone binding; NADH dehydrogenase (ubiquinone) activity; NAD binding. The record is from RefSeq and is a predicted model, not a curated record. Bases 58 to 1506 code for a protein of 482 amino acids.
GCUCGAUCUCGUCUCCUGUCUUCAUCGCCCACCUCCUCUCCAUCUACCAUCGCCACCAUGUCCUUCCGAACGGCUCUCCGUAAGCCCUGUUUGGCUGCCUUGCGCCCUACUGGCGGCAUCAGCGCCUCUGCCGGUCCUUCCUCUCUCCUCGCCUCUCGUCGUUCCCUAGCCACAGAGGCAGACCCCAAUCGCUGGAACACCGAUGCAACUGGCGGUGGUAAUCGUCCAGACAUCAAGGCCGUUCCUAUCUCCCCAGCCACCAAGGCUCACACAGUUGAGGAACUUCACGAAAAGACUGCUCAUGAGAUUCUUCAGGAGAGUGGCUCUCGAAAGGAAGCCUCCCUGCGUCACUUCACAGUCAACUUUGGUCCUCAACAUCCCGCUGCUCAUGGAGUAUUGCGUCUUAUCCUAGAGCUCAAUGGUGAAGAGGUACUCCGUGCCGAUCCUCAUGUAGGUCUGCUACACCGUGGAACGGAAAAGCUCAUCGAGUACAAGAACUAUACACAGGCACUUCCUUACUUUGAUCGAUUGGACUAUGUAUCGAUGAUGACCAAUGAGCUUUGCUACUCGCGAGCUGUGGAGAAGUUGUUGAACAUUGAGGUGCCCGAGAGGGCAAAGUGGAUUCGUACCAUGUUUGGAGAGAUUACUAGGAUCUUGAACCACUGUAUGGCCGUCCUGUCCCACGUGAUGGACGUUGGAGGUUUGACACCCUUCCUGUGGGCCUUUGAGGAGCGUGAGAAGCUCAUGGAGUUCUACGAGCGUGUAUCAGGUGCCCGUCUUCACGCAGCCUACGUCCGUCCAGGUGGUGUGGCCUUUGAUCUCCCCCACGGACUGCUGGACGAUAUUCACAAGUGGGCUACUCAAUUCGCCUCUCGAGUGGAUGAAAUCGAGGAAGUCGUCACUGGAAACCGUAUCUGGAAGGGAAGGACCAUUGGCAUUGGAAAGGUGACGGCAGAGGAGGCUUUGAACUAUGGAUUCAGUGGAGUCAUGCUGAGGGGUAGUGGUGUGCCUUGGGAUAUCCGAAAGGUCGCUCCUUACGAUGCCUACGACCAAGUCGAGUUCGACGUGCCCGUUGGUAAGAAUGGAGACUGCUACGACCGCUACCUCUGCCGAGUAGAGGAAUUCCGUCAAUCACUCCGCAUCAUCGAGCAGUGUCUCAACAAGAUGCCUGCUGGUCAAAUCAAGGUCGAUGACCACAAGAUUGUCCCACCUCCCCGCGCCAACAUGAAGGAGUCGAUGGAGUCCCUCAUUCACCACUUUAAGCUCUUCUCCGAGGGAUACCACGUUCCACCUGGAGAGACGUACUCGGCUAUUGAAGCACCAAAGGGUGAAAUGGGAGUCUACCUCGUUUCAGAUGGAAGCAAUAGACCGUACAGGUGUAAGAUUCGCGCACCUGGAUUUGCUCAUCUAGCCGGAGCUGACUUUAUGAUGAGGGGAGCAUUCCUGCCCGACGUUGUGGCUGUGAUUGGUACUAUGGACCUUGUGUUCGGAGAGGUGGACAGAUAAAUGCUCAGAUACACACGCGGUAGAAAUCGGCUCACUGGAGCUGCUUUUACCACUCUGUACAUCCUCCGUCUUCCAAUCUAAGCGCAUUCUGAAAAUACUUCAUUGUGAUAUGCGACGGGACGGGGCUUUGCAAAUGUAAAGGUG